Messenger RNA from Fusarium pseudograminearum CS3096, 1989 nucleotides. RefSeq lists its product as uncharacterized. Gene Ontology annotation, molecular function: protein serine/threonine kinase activity; ATP binding. The record is from RefSeq and is a predicted model, not a curated record. NCBI's taxonomy places the organism in Eukaryota, Fungi, Ascomycota, Sordariomycetes, Hypocreales, Nectriaceae. Gene Ontology annotation, biological process: peptidyl-serine phosphorylation; intracellular signal transduction. The coding region runs from base 1 to 1989 and encodes 662 amino acids. The transcript has 3 exons. Gene Ontology annotation, cellular component: spindle pole body.
AUGGCUAGCUUCAUGUCAAGCUUCUUUCCUGGUGGAAAAGCAACCAAUGCUUCUGGCGAAAACAGUACCUCACGCCCUGCUACACCGUCUACCAAGUUGGACAACUUCCUCAACCCUGUGAGCACGCCUCAAGGUAGCCCCAGCAAGAAGACCAAUCCUCCUGGUGCGCACGACCUUCCUUCCGCCUUCGAAAGUGCCCUGAACCUCAACACUCCCACAAUUGAGCCGCCCCUCAGAUUGGGACGCCCUCAGAGUGUCGUGACCCCGCUGGCGCCCGGCAAGACCAAGACCCAGCCUCUCGACGAGUCCAGUCCGAAUGUCGAUGAAAGUGUCGUCCACAAGUCACGACCGGGGAGCCCUAAUAAGAAGCAAGGCCAGGAAAACACCCCUCCAACAUCUCGCUUGGCCGCCCUCGAAUCUCCCCAUCAGCACAGCCAUGCUGCUGUUACCCGUCAACAGCUCUAUGAGCAGAGGGACCGACCUACCACACCCGCGACCAAACGAUUCAACACACAUCGAGGCUUGACAGCAGAGGAGCGUGAAAUCCUCCAAAAGCCCAACGUCAAGCGACUGGUGAAUGUUACGCAACUUUAUUUCCUAGACUAUUAUUUCGAUCUUCUCACAUACGUUGGCGCUCGCCAAAACCGAUUACAAGCCUUCAAGAAUGAAUACCCCCCGCCCCCAGAGACCGAUGAACAGACGCACAACCAAAUGUGGACCAAGUAUGCUGGGCGAGAGCGCGCCAACCUUCGCAAGCGGCGAGUACGACUUCGACACGGAGACUUCCAAAUCCUGACCCAGGUUGGUCAGGGCGGAUAUGGCCAAGUCUUCUUAGCCCAAAAGAAAGACACCCGUGAGGUCUGCGCUCUCAAAGUCAUGAGCAAGAAGCUACUUUUCAAGCUGGAUGAAGUUCGUCACGUCUUGACCGAGAGAGAUAUUCUUACAACUGCUCAGAGUGAGUGGCUGGUUAGACUCCUCUACUCUUUCCAGGAUGAGAGGAGUAUCUAUCUCGCUAUGGAGUACGUGCCUGGUGGUGACUUCCGCACCCUGCUUAACAAUACUGGUGUGCUAUCAAACCGCCACGCCCGCUUCUACAUCGCCGAGAUGUUUUGCUCAGUAGACGCUCUGCACCAACUGGGCUACAUUCACCGGGAUCUCAAGCCCGAGAACUUCCUGGUCGAUUCGACGGGCCACAUCAAGUUGACCGAUUUUGGUCUUGCUGCCGGUGUCUUGGCCCCAUCCAAGAUCGAGUCGAUGCGCGUCAAGCUGGAAAAGGCUUCUGAGAGUUCAGUCCCUUUCGGCAAGCCCAUGGAUCAGCGAACCGUGGCUGAACGUCGAGAGAGCUACCGGACGAUGCGUGAAAACGAUGUCAACUACGCCAAAUCCAUCGUAGGCUCACCCGACUACAUGGCACCCGAGGUCCUUAGAGGGGAGGAAUACGACUUUACAGUGGAUUACUGGAGUUUAGGCUGUAUGCUGUUUGAAGCUCUCACGGGGUUCCCUCCCUUCGCUGGUGCCACCCCCGAUGAGACGUGGCGCAACCUGAAGCACUGGAAGGAAGUUCUGAAGAGACCUGUGUGGGAGGAUCCCAACUAUUUCCUGAGUAACCGAACCUGGAACUUCAUCUGCACGUGCAUCAACUCCCGCUCAAGACGGUUCUCGAAUAUUACUGAUAUCUUUGCCCAUCAAUACUUUGCCGAAGUUGAAUGGGAUGUUUUACGACAUACUCGUGCACCAUUUGUCCCUGAGCUGGACUCGGAGACCGAUGCGGGCUACUUCGAUGACUUUACCAACGAAGCUGACAUGGCAAAGUACAAGGAAGUUCAUGACAAGCAACAAGCUCUCGAGACUAUGGCUGAACGUGAGGAUCAAAUGAGCAAGAGCCUCUUUGUCGGCUUCACAUUUAGGCAUCGCAAACCUGCUACAGAAGACGGAGCUAGCCCUCGGAAACGCAUUCCGACUGACGAGUCGUUUGGGACGAUGUUCUAG